Molecule: messenger RNA, 2871 nt
Organism: Funneliformis geosporum
Lineage: Eukaryota; Fungi; Glomeromycota; Glomeromycetes; Glomerales; Glomeraceae
Source: the annotation of a GenBank genome assembly
AUGGCGGAAGUUAGCCAAGAAGCACUAAAUAAGCUUUUAGAUAUGGGAUUCGAAAGAAGCAAAGCAUAUGAAGCCUUAUUGAAAUGUGGUGAUGUGGACCGUGCCGUAGAAUACUAUUUUAAUAUAAAUAGUGGUGAUGAUAUGAUGGCUAAUCUGACGACUCUAAUAGAUCCAUCUCCACAAACUCCAAAUGAGUGGAAUGAGUCUACCACUCCUCGCAAUGAUUCAGAUUCAGAAUUUAAUCAUGCAAUUAAUGUAUCCAUGAACGAACAUAAAGACUACCAAAGAGCAUUAUCGGAAAGUCUUGAAACCCGACCUCAAUCCACAAGUGGAGGUUAUGAAUGUAAAGCUCUUAAUGACAAUGAUCAAAGAACCGAUGAUAGUUUUAAUAAUUGGUCGGAUCCAGUACAGCCAAUGAAACGUAUGAAUCCGCUUGGAUUAAAAUCAAUCACACAUUAUAGUUAUGCCGGUUCAUUGUUCCAAGCAUUAUUUCAUAUACCAAUAUUUCGAUUGUCGAUAUUAGCAUAUCGGCCAACUCGAAAAAGUUGGGGUGAAGUGGAAGGUUAUUGGAAUGGAACUUCGAUGGCUUUACAAGUUGAGGAUGAUCAAAUGACUUCUCAAUCAUCAGACUUCUUACCUCGAUCAUAUACCCUCAAGUUUAUGCAUGAAUGUCAAAAACUUUUCGGGUUUUUGUCUUUGAGUAAAAGAACAUAUGGAGACGCUUUUUUCUUAAUGUCCGCUUUGGAUUAUCAAGAUAAUAAGAUUUGGAAUGAUUGGGAAGCUUCUGUUCAAGAAUUUGUUAAUAAACUACUUAGUGUGAUUGUGCGUUCAUCAACGUUUCGUAACCUUAUUAAACUUGAAUCCGAGAUUCCAGAAACUAUAGAAGAUUUUGGAUUGUUAAAGUCACAUACCAGGAACGAAACCAUUAGGAAAUAUGAUGACUACAAUUAUCAACCUGAAAGAAAGGAUGAAGAAGUUUUGAAAAUCACUCCGAGUUGUAAUACAAUUUAUGCUGCGUUUGAUCGAAAAGUACGAUCUAAAGGAGAGACAAUGCAUAAAUUGUUUUUCACAGAAAUUGCAAAGAUUUUGAUUUUAAACGUGAAACAUUGUGACGGAUAUACUGAUAAUAGUUUCACAUCGUCUUUUGGAAGUUCAGGAUUUCAGUUUCCUAGGGAAUUAUAUAUGGAUCGAUAUAUGUUGAAUAAAGCAGAUGAUGUUGAGAGACGAUGGCAACAAUUGGAGAGUCUUAAGUCAGAACUAGAAAACAUAAACCAGGAUAUUAAAAAAAUAACAGAAUUUCAGGGAAGACAUGAUGGUUCAGAUUUACUCAAAGGUUCGAUUGAUUAUUUUCGUCGUAAAUGCGAUAAAACGAGUGAUAAUGGCGAUAAGGAUGAUAAGGCGCAAAAAAUAUGUUCCUUCUUAGAGGGUGUUUUAGACAAUGUUGAACAGAAGCUUAGAGUCCUCUUGGAGAAAAAGGAUGAAAUAGAUGGAAAAAUUAAGGAUAUAUUUGAUACACCAGAUAUGAAAUCAGUUGUUUAUCGACUCAAGGCUGUUUUAAUGCGUGAUUGUCAGUUUGGACAAGGACGUUCUUAUGCCUAUAUUAGAUGUAAUAAAACUGAACCCAAUUAUUCUAGUAACGAUGAAAAUGGUAGUUGGUGGAAGUUCUGUGAUACGACAGUUUCAGAGACAUCUGAAGAUAAGGUGCUCAAUGAUAUGACAGGAUCUUACGUGAACUCUGGCGUUUAUACUCUUAUCUAUGUUGAUGCUGAUUUCGAUUAUAACGUGCCUGAAAUUAAUGAUGUUAUCGACCCUUCACUUAAGGACUUUGUGGAAAAGGAUAAUCGCGCACUUGAUGAUGUAGUAUUUAGUAAUAAUGAUCAUGUGAAUAUUAUAGACAAUCAAGAUGAAAUUAUGAAUAAUAAUACAGAAGACACUCAUGACGAAUAUAUGAAUAACCAAGGAGAAUGGAAUUCUGAUUCUACAUAUAGUGGCGGUAAUGAAGAAUUAAAUGAUCAAAAAAUUAUGCAAAAGAUUGAUAAUCAAAUUGAAAUUACUAUAAGCCAGGCAGAAAAUAUGGUAUCGAUUCAUCCAAAAAUCAACAAAAGAUUUGAAAUAUUUUGUAUUAAGCUUGAACAAAUUGAUUUGUUUAAAAGCUUAAUGCAUAAAUAUUAUGAUACUAACCAUUUAGAUUUGGGGUGGGAUGAUCCUUCUCCGCUGGAUACUAGAUAUCGAGACGUAUCACCUUAUAAAGAAUAUGUAGAACUCUUUAACAAAUAUAAAAAGAUAACUUUGUAUUUUGUUGAAGGUUUAGAACGUAUUAAGAGUGAUGAAUACAAUCACGCGCUUGUUUACCUUAAGCAUGCAAUAAACCUAGAAAAUGAAUGGAUUAACCAGCUUGUUGUAAAGGACGAAAAUGGAAAUUCAGUAACUCUACAUGGAGAAAAAUUACGACGUUCAAAUGAAAUUGAUGCUUAUGCUAGAGCAUGUUUGAAGAUUAUUUACGAAGGUGUGCUUAAUGCUUUCACAGCUAAAUAUCUUGAUAUUAAAUUUGUUAAGCGAGGACUAGAAGAUGCAUUACGCGCUUUACCUCUUCUUGUGGGAUAUCUUGGAGCAUCAAAUUGUACAGAGGAUGAAUUAUUUAAACAACUUAAAAAUCAAUUAUUUCGUUGUUUAAAUGAACACUGUGAAGAUCAGGAAUUAUUACUCCAAAUAACUGAAAAAUAUAAUCAACCUGAUGAAUCGUUGAAGUUAAAAUCUCUUGAUGAUAGCAAUUUACCUUAUGAUGAAUAUAGUUUGUGUGAACGGUAUAAUACACUUUUGAAAGACUGUAGUAAUACUUUAAAGAAAUAUGAUGUACCAUAUAUUCAAUAA